AUCAAAUACUUGGUCUCUCACAUUGUAGAGAUUUCCUUGUUUAUAAGCCAAAAGAAUUUACUUACUAACUCAUGGUACCUAUGGUAAAAGAUAUUUUAUUACUUGCCCGAGAGUCGAACCCGAGAUCAAGCGACCAAGAAUCACAGGGUACCACACAAUCACUACGGCAAAGCUGCGAAAUUAGGGCCGACGGUAUAGGCAAACUUUUACCGAUUUUUUUAUACCAAGUAGGUACCUAGGUACUUACCUAAUAUGAAAAUUGCAUUUGCUGCGUCAUCCAAGAUUACAUCGAACUAUGCAACCAUAUUCAUUUGUCAGGUCUUAGUCACCAACUCAUCAGCACAGUUACCGUUGACUUGACCUGCAUCCUGGCGAUUUCUUGACCAUUUUGAGAUCUUUAUGGAGCGGUCAUUGCCCAACGAUUAACGUUUACAAACGUGUGUGGGAGACCCAGUUGGGAUAACAAUAUCUUUUCGUUCUUAAUCGCACAUUUGGCGCAUGUCAUAGAGAGAGAGAAGUCACGUUCGUUUAUUGAAUUUGAAGGAAUAAGAUGGAGUUUGUGAUCAAAGUUUAUUUUAGCGCAGUUGUUUUGGUGGUUCUACUGGCUACUGUAUCUUUAAGUUCCGCCCAGUUAAAGCCAGCCCGAUGCCCUACGAAUAAAAUUGCGCCUCAUAGAAAGAUCCCUAGUUGGCAAUCAAAUAAACUCCAAGGGCGGACCUUUGGUGGGGCAUUCAUAGAUUUGUUAAUCCCCGAUGAGGUGAGACCACAGGAAGUGCCCCAAAACGAUCUACAAGAAAAACCACAAGAGGAUGAUCCCGAUGAUUGCGGAGACAUAGAAGAUUAUGACGAUAUGGAUUUGAGUUCAGUGUCACAAAAGCCAAACAGAAGGGAUGGCAAGCAGAACCAGCGCUUCUUUUUUCAUUUAUUUAACAAACCUUUGGCGAAUGCUCCUCUUACAACAAGAACGCGACCGCCUUCCACUUCGGCGGCACCCUCCGCGCUUCAACCCAUACCGUCGUUUCCAACAAUCUCACCUUUUUGGUCUGGUGGGCUGUUCGGAAACAAUCCUUAUCGACCACCGAGACCUGAAAAUCCAUCAGAUAACCUCAAACCUGUUCACGAACAUGACGCAUCAGAGAGUCAAACGACAUACUGGCCAAGCCUCGUAGGAGGCCCACUUGGGAACAUAGUAGGCGCCUCACCGGCCAUACCGACCUUCCCAGCAGCUGUGACGACCCCGGGAACAUUCGGCACUAACACUCAAGCUAUAAGAUAUACCCGACGUCCCAGGCCUAGAUUACCUAAUAAUGAAAACACAGUAUUCGGUUCCUUUGUAGAUUUGUUCAUAUAAAUAAAACAUGUUAAGGUUAAAUUAAUACUUCUUGAUCUUAUUUGCUUAAAAAAUACUCAUGAAAUUGACCUUUCAUUGUUUCCAAGUCGUCACUCACAUAGCAAAU
Molecule: messenger RNA, 1457 nt
Organism: Amyelois transitella
Lineage: Eukaryota; Metazoa; Arthropoda; Insecta; Lepidoptera; Pyralidae
Exons: 4
Coding region: 551-1351 (266 amino acids)
Source: RefSeq, a predicted model, not a curated record